CGGAGCUAGUUCCAUGCAACUAUAUAGUUCACUUAUUUUCGCUGCCGUUGCAAUAACUACGAAUUGAGCUUCGCCAUGGGUCGCAACAAGGCCAAUGCUAAGAAGGGAUCAGGAGCGGCAGCUGGAGCAGCUGCAGGCAAGGCGGCUGCCAAGCCGGCUCUAAAUAAGUCCAAAAAGUCAAAGAACGUUUUCAAGGUGGCCAACAACAAGGGCAAGAAGAAGCCCAAGGAAGUCCAGGGCAAGCUGAAGCAGAUUAAGGAGACAGUCAAGGCCAAGCAGGAGAAGGUGGAUGCUACGCUCAAGGUGCUCCACAAGGAUAUGGUCGUUAAGAAGCCCAAGCCGGCAGCCACGCCCAUUAAGAACAAAAAAAAGCCGGCGGCCAAUGCCACCACCGAUACUCUGGGCAAGCUCAAGUUCUGAACAGCGCUCGAUUAAAUAAAUACAAUUUGUUAGUUCUGUUAGUUCAAAGAUUACAUAAAUAUAUGUAUCAAUAUAUA
Molecule: messenger RNA, 497 nt
Organism: Drosophila virilis
Lineage: Eukaryota; Metazoa; Arthropoda; Insecta; Diptera; Drosophilidae
Product: tRNA (guanine(37)-N1)-methyltransferase
Source: RefSeq, a predicted model, not a curated record